AUGAGCAUGCGCUUAAAUGAUAGUCAUUUGUGCACCAUUAAAUUAAGCUUGCUCAAUCCGCUAGAAAAUAUUGCUGACUGUGGCUCAGAAUUCGUAUAUAUGGCAUUUAGUGUUUAUUUUGAUAGCAUGUCGAGCAUUGUCCUGUACUCUGAUAAGCCAGUUGAUAAUAUCAGGCUGUCCUUUAAAAGCUGCCAUCCAAAGACAAUGUGGCUGGAUAAGUUGGAGAUGCAGAUGAAGCGAGGAGACUCUUAUCUGCUGAUUUAUGAAAACACCAUGGUUAAGAUGCUUGCUAAAAGUUAUCCCGCGUGCAAGGCCAAAACUGUUGAUUUUCUCCUGGAACACAGAUUAAGAAAGCCUGCUGGCCAUGACCUAUUCGUGCUUGUAACAACAUUUUCAAACUGUAAGUAUAAGAAGGUAGCAAAUCUAAAGUUGCUUGUUGAGUUUCCAGAAUUUAUUUUGCGCUUCAAAUGUCCUAAGGGCUGUAUUCAACUGAAGAACACCUGCCAAAAUUUUAUUGGGAUAAAUUUUAAUGAGGACAACGAUGGCAUAAAUGAAAUAUUCCACAACAUUGAGAUUGAAUUGAAGGCUGAAUUGUUUGAGGAAUAUGAGAAGUUUGAUUCUACAGCAUUGAAUGAUAUUUUCAACUCAAACAUUGUUUUUGAAAUAAACGAUUGCAUUAGAAUACCAGUAAAGAUAGCAAAACAAUUAAGUGCACCUACAAAAGCAGCCAAGGAUUCAUCUCCACUCAAAGUAUUUCCAUGUCUGGAAAUCGGCCAUUUAGAUUCUAAAUCUUUCUUUCAUCACUGCUUUAGUAUUAGUUCAAAUUCCAAAACACAAAAUGCAGAGGAGAUUGCAACUAUCCAAAAAAACAACAGUUUUGCAAUCAAAAACAGGAUAUUUCUUAAUGACAUCACUGCAAACUAUAAAGUUCUUGGGAGUGUGCUGAUGAUCCGCGCCGAACAGCCAAGCUUUCAGAUCGAUGUCUCUGAGACAUACAUUGCCAUCAAAGCUCUAAAUCCAACAACGGUUGUUGUGCAGAUGUGCCCUGGAAAUCUAGAUACGCAUAGUGCAGAAGACUCAGUGACUUUAAAGCUGAUAUCUUUCCUUCUUUCCGUCGAUUUUAGUUCAUUUGCAAAAGAUAGGCCUGAGAAAUUCAUUGAAACUGAUAAAAAUAGUGUGAUAUCGUCAUAUUUCAAGUUAAGUGAAAAGAGUAGCACACUUCACAUGAAUUUCUCUGUGGAAAUACCAAAGAGUGUGUUUGGCAUUCCUGAUGAUCUAAAAUUAAACAUUGCGAAUGCAUUAGCACUAACAAUCUCGCCAAAUGGUGAUAAAGGCAAGCGAGUUGUGAUGUCUGCACAGGUCUCGCAAAAUGCAACACACUCUAAAAUAUCCCUGUCGGUAAAUGGCACGCUAGACUUCUCGGCAGAGUCAUAUCUUGUAAGUCUAUCUGUCGAUGGUAAUUUGGUUGAAGAAAGAAGAAUUGAUAGGCGUGUUAUCUGUCAGCUGUACAAUGAUGCCAUUCGCGUCUCAAAGAAGACGAAGCAGGAUGAUAUUCUGGAACGAGAAACGAGAAAUGUGGCCGAUGGUAAUAAGCAUGGCAUGAAAGAUGCAGAGAACAGCAUGCUGCACAUAGAGCCUGUUUCAUUCAAAGCAACUUCCAGAACAGAAAUGAGGCUUGGAUUUAGAGUCUACUCUGAGAAACUAGAUGAAAUACUUGUUAAAAGCUGUGAAGAUGUUUUAAACAGCUUACCUUUAUCAAAAUUUCCAAACUUCAUGGAAAUUAGUAUUGAAGUAGUGGAUGUACCUUCGGUUAUGCUAUCAAUUGUCAAGCCCGAUGAAAGUGAAGUUCCAUUUCUUGCACUGAACCGACUCUCUAUCAUUAUUUCCAAAAAGAGAUAUGAAUUGAGGUGUCCAGACAGAUCAUUAUUCCGUGAACUUACGUCCAGCCAAGACCAUUAUGAAACCACCCAGGUAUUGAAGAGAAUACUCAAGAACAACAAGAAAGAGAUCGAUCGCUUUCUAAAGCACAUGCCAUUAAAAAGACUACACAGCUCAAUGCUUGGAGCUCCAAUUCAGCUGCAGUUCGGUAUUGAUACCGAACGUUUGAGGGAGUACAAAGGAACAAAUGAUGACGAGCAUGUGAAGGUAGUGGUUGCAGAAUCAAACUGCAGACGGAUCUACAAAAUAUUGUAUUCUACUGCAAGGUCAAUGAACAUUCCAUUGCCGAAUGGUCUUUUUACAAAAACUAGAAGAACAGCCGUGGACAUGGUGUAUUCAAUCAUGGAUAGAUUUUUGCCCAAACAACGCUCGCUCAAGAUCUCCACAAAGAUACUCACUAAAGUUGGGGCUGUUUUGAUAAAAUCUAAAACACGGAUCAAUGUUGUCUGUGAGCCUGUGUCUGUCUUUCUCGUUACCCCUGGCGGUAAUAUGGUUCAUUUCAGGCUAUUUGGACUGCAAUUUGAUGGAAUGCCAUAUGAAAACCAAUACCAAAUAGUCUUCCCGUUUGUGGUUUAUUCAAGAGAAGGCUUUCUGGUUGGCAUUGCCAAAGAUCCAAAUAAGCAUUUGUCUGUUGAGAGGAAUGUGCUAAUAUUCAGGCUAAUAAUAGUUUUCAGAGACGAAAGGCAUGAGAUUGAAAUAGAAACCAGCAACUUCCAGCCAUUUGAAAUCAUAGUCCGCACUUUUGAUGGACUUAUUUCUGACUGCAUUCUGCCAUCAUAUAUUCAUGUUCUUGUUAAUCGUCUUAAGCAGGUAGGCUAUUUUAGGACAUGGUUCAUAGAUAUUGGAAACCAGUCAGUUGAAGAAGCAGAGAAGAAUGCAAAUAUCGAUGCAGAAGAAAUGGAAAGGGACAGGAAAGUAGCCCUUGGACAAGCAUUGUAG
Vittaforma corneae ATCC 50505 is the source of this 2877-nucleotide messenger RNA. RefSeq lists its product as uncharacterized. The record is from RefSeq and is a predicted model, not a curated record. NCBI's taxonomy places the organism in Eukaryota, Fungi, Microsporidia, Nosematidae. The coding region runs from base 1 to 2877 and encodes 958 amino acids. The transcript has a single exon.